Molecule: messenger RNA, 1458 nt
Organism: Sceloporus undulatus (fence lizard)
Lineage: Eukaryota; Metazoa; Chordata; Lepidosauria; Squamata; Phrynosomatidae
Product: GRAM domain-containing protein 2A-like
Exons: 13
Coding region: 370-1389 (339 amino acids)
Source: RefSeq, a predicted model, not a curated record
UCGCCAUUGGUAACGCCGAGGAGGUGGUUGUUGGAGAUUUUUCAGAGUCUAUUAUUUGUUUUAACCACCUCGCUGGAAACAGAGAAAGGAGGAGAGAUUGCAGGGGGAUAAAAAUCACCUGCUGUCACUGUAGAAACUGUGAAGGAUGUGAGUCUCCAGGCAACUUCGGUCAAGGGAAGGAGCAACCUUGUUUGCUCUCUGGCUCUCCAAAGAUCCCUUUCCUGGUGUCCCUUGGCCAGGUGCAACCUCCACAGGGUUGAUCUUUGGACUUUUCCCACCCAUCCACCAGUUGAUAAAAACCACGGCCGGGAAGGAAAAGGAGGCCACAGCCAAGGAUCUCACCAACCGGCGAAGGCUGUUUUCUCCAAAAUGGACCACGACAAAAUCCUCAGAGACGACGCCUUGGGCCUCAACGGAUCAGAGAUCUCCGGGAAACCGAAGAAGAGCAAAAGGAAAAUGUCGGAACACAAGAAAUCCCAGAGUUUGGAGGAGCCAGUUGGGGAAGGGUUUCGCAACGGACACAAUCCGCCUUUGUCCCGAUCUAAAACGUACGAUCCGUCUUUUUGCAAAGAGGGAGAGAAAGAAGCCGGCUUUGUCCAGCAUCGGAACUCGGAACCCAGCAUCUCCAAUCUGAUGAAACAUACCAUCAAUUUCCGCCGGGUUUUUAAAGAUCUCCCUGAAGAAGAGGAGUUGCUAGAAACAUUUUCAUGCGCCUGGCAAAGAGAGGUCCCUUACCACGGCCGCCUCUACGUCUCCCAAAAUCACGUCUGCUUCUAUUGCAGUAUGAUCCGGCGCGAGGUUAAGGUCAUCAUCCCGGUGCCAACCAUCAGCGUCCUCAAGAAAGCCAACACGGCCCUCUUGGUACCCAACGCCAUCUGCAUCCGAACCGAGGAAGGAGAAAAGUUCCUUUUCUCGUCUCUCCGGUCGCGGGAAAGCGCCUAUCGGUUACUCCGUUCCAUUUGCAAACACCUCCAGGAUGGUGCCAGGAAUCAUAGCCUCUCCACCCCUUACGCCAGCACUGAAAACCUUCUGAAGAUAUCUUUGAUGUCCAAGGAGUUGGAUUCGAAUCACCAUUCGCCAGAGUAUGAAAUCCUUCCAGAGGAGUCUGAUGAGCCAGACGGGAUGGAGGCGCCACUUUGUGCGCCAAAUGACCCUCAAAAGGAGAUGGCAACCGGUGGAGGACGAGAGCAAAGUGCCAAGACGCCGCGGCGGUCAACGUCACCCUUAAACCCCCUCAACACAGUCAUCCUCAUCUACCUCAUCUUAGUGGUUGUCUUGCUCCUGUCCUCGGGAUACAUCGGCCUCCGUAUCGUCCAGCUGGAGGAACAGCUCACCUCCAUGGGGGCCUGGCCUGAACUCGAUCUCCACGAUCGGUAUAAAGCAACCUGAGGUAGGAUCCAGGACUGAUCCAGAGACACGGCCUGUCCUCCCACGUCCGUCCACCUUUCUGCUGGUCAG